GUUAUAUAUAUUAUACCAAUUAUUUGAUGGCCGGCAGCACCCAACCUACCACACUUUCAUUAUUCUACUCAUAAUAUACGCGCGCGCACAAUCUUCCAUGGCAAUAGCAGUGAUCAAUAAAGUUUCAAUGUUGGCGGAAAAUCAGCCAUAGUCUUUAUACGAGUCUUUUUAUCUUCUACUUUCUGGCCCACCCAUUCUCGAUGGAACUUUAACAAUAGUUGGGCUGCUCUUUCUCUCCUUUCCCUUAGCUGUGAGAGAUAAAAUCUCUUUGAUUCUGUUCACGGCACCAAAAAAAAAUCAUGUACCAUUCUUAUCUUAGAAUCAUCAGCACCGUGUAUGUCGUCCACCAUCUUUUAUUUACCGGAGCCGGUGACUGGCCUGUCUCUGUCCAAUAUUACCCAACAGAUGACAUCGCCAUUAACUGCGGUUCCACUGGUAAUUUGUCUGCUUUUGAUGGCCGGGAAUGGAUCGGAGAUAUGGGUUCGAAAUUUAUUUCACAAGAGGAAGCAAAAGGGAAAUCAGUAAGCUCAUCAACUACUGUCCACCAAUCACUUUUUGCGGAUCCUGUUCCCUACAUGACCGCUCGUAUCUCUCGAGCUCAAUUCAAAUACACAUUUCAACUCAGUCCUGGUCAAAAAUUCAUUCGCCUGCACUUCUUUCCAGCUUUAUACUCUGGUUUUGAAAGAUCCAAGGCCCUUUUCACUGUUAAAGCAGGUCCGUACACCCUCCUUAGCAACUUUAGUGCUUCCCUUACUGCUGAUGUUUUGGGUGUAAGACAUUUUGCAAAAGAAUUUUGUGUCAACAUUGAAAAAAAUGAAGUAUUCAGCAUAGUAUUCUCUCCAUCUAAAAGUAGUGCAAGUGAUGAUGUUUAUGCUUUUGUCAACGGAAUUGAGAUCGUUUCCAUGCCCGCUGGUCUUUAUUACACGCUGGAUGGUGAUUUUGGCCCUCAUGUGGUUGGCAACAAGUUUUUUCCAUACAGUAUUGAUAACGGCACUGCACUAGAGACAGUUUACCGCUUAAAUGUUGGAGGGAGAUCCAUUCUGCCGGUAGAAGAUUUGGGCAUGUUUCGUAUGUGGUUUGAUGACAAGAAUUACUUGUUACAAUCAAGUCUUUUACGAGUUAGUACCCGCAAUAUGAUCACAUACACAAACAUACCCACAUAUGCCGCGCCGAAUAAAGUUUAUCAAACAACUUGGUCAAUAAUUUCGAAUCAACCAACGAACCAAGUUUACAACUUAUCAUGGAAAUUACCAAUUGAUUUGGGAUUCAGAUAUCUGGUUAGGCUCCAUUUUUGUGAGCUUGAACCCAUGAUUACUAGCAGCGAAAAACAGUUUGAUCUUAUGAUAAACAACAAGAUCGUUGAGACUGAUGCAAAUGUGAUCAAAUGGAGUGGUGGAAAUGGGGUUGCAGUGUACAAGGACUAUGUGGCCACGAUGGAAGGAGACCGGAUGGAGGGUAGGCGUGAUCUAAUCAUAGCUUUGCUGCUCAAGUAUGAGUCAAACACCAGAAACAUUGAUGCAAUCCUAAAAGGUGUAGAAGUAUUUAAGUUGAGCAAUCUUGACAAUAAUCUUGCAGGCGUAAAUCCUGUUUUCACAUCACAUGUUCCGAAAUCAGGGACUCCAACACUCCGAAAAAUAGUUUUAGCUUUUGGCAGUAUAAAUUCAACUGCAACAGCUAUAAUUCUUGCACUCACUCUAUUGAAUUUCAUUGUUUACCAUUUAAAUCGUCUGGAAUCAAACUCUAGCAAAAUAAACAUCUUAUCAUCAUUGGAUGAGGAGGAGUUGCACAGACGCUUCUCAGUUGUUGAGAUCCUGUUGGCCACCAACAACUUUGAUGUUGAACGAGUCAUUGGUAGAGGUGGAUUUGGUAAUGUGUACAAAGGGUUCAUUGACCGGACCAGGUGUGUUGCUAUAAAGCGGUUGAAUUCGCAAUCCAAGCAAGGGGCUCAAGAGUUUUGGGCUGAGAUCGACACCCUUUCCAAGCUUCGACACGAUCAUCUCGUCCCUUUGAUUGGCUAUUGUGAUGAUUGUCAGGAGAUGAUCCUGGUCUAUGAGUACAUGGCCAAUGGGACCCUUGCUGACCAUCUUCACAAAGGGAGUAGAAAUGGCCGUGAUAACUCUACUCUUUCUUGGGAACAACGACUCAAUAUUUGUAUUGGUGCUGCACGUGGGUUGGACUUCCUCCAUACGGGUAGAGGUGCCCACAAAGGAAUCAUACAUCGUGAUGUGAAGAGCUCAAACAUUCUGUUGGAUGAAAAUUGGGUUGCUAAGAUUUCUGAUUUUGGGUUGUCGAAAAUGGAUACUGGAACCGUAUCGCGCACGCACAUUAGCACCAAUGUUAAAGGCACAUUCGGGUAUUUGGAUCCAGAAUAUUUCAUGGCUCAAAGACUAUCUAAGAAAUCAGACGUAUAUGCAUUUGGUGUGGUAUUGUUCGAAGCGUUGUGCGGGAGGAAGGCUGUGGAUUUAACACUCGAGGAGGAGCAGCAUAGUCUAUCAGUAUGGGUCCGGCAAUGCAUUCGAAAAGGAACAAUUGAUCUGCUCGUUGAUCCCAGUGUGAUGGAGCAAAUCUCACCUCAUUGUUUAAGAAGGUUUGUGGAAAUUGCCAACAAAUGCUUGCAUGAUCAACCAAAUGAAAGGCCUACAAUGGCAGAAAUAGUGGUGAGACUCCAUUCAAUUAUAUUGGAAUUGCAAGGGAGGGCCGACUCUUGCACAGAGCAAGAGGUUAUUGAUGUUGGUAGAGCUUCCGACGAGCGUGUUGAAUCGAGUAUUACAUUGGAAUUGCAAGGCAGGGCCGACUCUUACACAGAGCAGGAGGUAAUUGAUGCUGGUAGAGCUUCCAACGAGCAUGUUGAAUUGAGUAUUACAUCGGAGGAUUCUCCUCAUGUGGUUGUAAAAAAUGGAAGCAGGGUGUUGGAGAGUAUUUCACCUGGAACAAAGAAAAAUAUGAAAGUUGGGAAAAAGAAAGAUUUUGCUUUUAAUCACCGAUGGUGGUUGGGCUCACUUUGGCCGUUCCAUAGAUCUUCGAAGACCAAAGCUUAUCCACCGCUAGAAGUAUAUUGUGGUGUCUUUUCACUGAAAGAGAUUGGAGUAUUUAAGGUACCGUUUGCUGAAAUAGGCUAUGCAACAAAUAAUUUCAGCACCAAGGUGAUGAUUGGAGAGAAUAGGUAUGGGAAAAUCUAUAAAGGAACUCUUAGGAAUGGUAUGAAAGUUGCUGUCAUACGAAGUCUUCGAGGCCACCCUCAGGGAUUUUCAGAAUUCCAAACGGAGAUCAUGGUAUCGUCCAAAGUCCGCCAUUGCCAUCUUGUUUCCUUGAUCGGGUACUGUGAUGAAGGGUCUGAGAUGAUACUAGUUUAUGAAUUCAUGGAGAAAGGGAGUUUGAGAGAUCACCUAUACAACAAUAUUAAUGAUGACUUAGGAUCUGAAUUGCCCUGGAUUAGGAGGCUUGAAAUUUGCAUUGGUGCAGCCAAGGGUCUUGAUUACCUUCAUACUGGUGCAGAGGGGGCAAUUAUUCACGGUGACGUUAAGUCCACAAACAUCUUGCUUGAUGAAGAUUAUGUAGCUAAAGUUGCUGAUUUCAGUCUUUCCCGUUAUGCUCCUCUUGAUCAAACACAUGUCAGCACCAUUGUAAAAGGCGCCUUUGGUUAUCUUGAUCCCGAAUAUUAUAUAAGUCAACAGUUGACACCGAAAUCGGAUGUGUAUUCCUUUGGGGUGGUUCUUCUUGAAGUGCUUUGUGCAAGGCCAGCCAUUAAUAACUCGUUAACACGGGAUCAGGUAAACUUGGCCCAAUGGGGGAUGUCUUGGCAAAUGAAGGGGCAGCUUGAAAAAAUCAUUGAUCCAAAGCUUGUCGGUAAAAUCAAUCCCAACUCAUUGAAAAAAUUUGGUGAAACAGCAGAGAAGUGCUUGAAAGACUAUGGUGCUUACAGGCCCACUAUGGAUGUAGUAUUGUGGGAUUUAGAAUAUGCACUGCAGCUUCAACAAACUGCAACAUUCGGAGAGCCCCACGAGGACAGCACAAUAGAUGAUGCUUCAGGGGUGUUGCCAUUUCCUCUUUUCCAGCGGUUUCCUUCUCAAAGCAGCAUCACAAGUGAAGAAUCCACAAAUGGCAGUGAAGUGUUCUCACAAUUGAAUAUUGAUGAUGAUGCCAAAUAAUCUGAUGGUUUGAGAGAAGUUUGUCUUGAAGAGAUAGAUAUAUAUAUAGAAGAGAUGCAGGAAGUCUGUCCAUGCUGCACAACUCUCUUGUGGCAGUUAGAGUGAAGCCAGGCGAGAGCAUCGUCGGCUGAUCAGUAUCUGCUGCAUUCACCAUUCUAAAUUCAAUAAUGGCCAUCGUCGGCUGCUGUUAGGUGUUGCGAUUGCUUUCGCUACAAUUAAUUUGGUAUCAUAUAAGUUUGUGUAUCUGAAACUUGUUUACACAUAGCAUAUGUAUUAAUGGUUUCCUGCAUUUUGAAUUAUAUUUGAUGUGAGACAAUUUAAACAUACUUUCAUCGUUUCCUAA
Molecule: messenger RNA, 4491 nt
Organism: Cornus florida
Lineage: Eukaryota; Viridiplantae; Streptophyta; Magnoliopsida; Cornales; Cornaceae
Product: receptor-like protein kinase FERONIA
Exons: 2
Coding region: 300-4148 (1282 amino acids)
Biological process (GO): protein autophosphorylation
Cellular component (GO): plasmodesma; plasma membrane
Molecular function (GO): ATP binding; transmembrane receptor protein tyrosine kinase activity
Source: RefSeq, a predicted model, not a curated record